Messenger RNA from Fonsecaea erecta, 1587 nucleotides. RefSeq lists its product as hypothetical. The transcript has 4 exons. The record is from RefSeq and is a predicted model, not a curated record. Bases 1 to 1587 code for a protein of 528 amino acids. Lineage: Eukaryota; Fungi; Ascomycota; Eurotiomycetes; Chaetothyriales; Herpotrichiellaceae.
AUGUCGAGGUAUCGCGGCGAUCCCCGUUACUCUGACGGCACUCUUCCGUACCGCGACCCUGCUCCUCAGAGAUGGGAUACCGAGCGUUUUGUGCGUGAACGAGAAGUGCGCGCCCCGGCCCCACCGGUCAUUGAUCAACGCCCUCCAUACGCCGAUUACCCACCUCGCCGUGCUCCGGUCUAUGAGGAUCAGAGAUACUAUGAGGAAGAUCGAUAUGGCCCUCGUGGUGCCAGCGAGCGGAAGUAUUUUGAGGAAACCGAUUUCUACGACCCACGGGCGCAGCGCGGCCAGGUAGUUCCGUACGCCCCUGAGCGACCGCCCAGACCGGACCCCAUCCCACGACCAGGCAUCAUUCGCCGCCAGUCCAGCUUGGAUACGUUCGACCGCCGGCCAGCCAGACGCUUUGACGACUAUGACGAUGGACCUCGCCCUCAACGGGGGCUUCCCCCAAGAGAAUUGAUCGCUGUCCGGCCGCCUUCACCCAGACGGUACCCUAGAUAUGAUGAGAAAGUUUACGAAGAUAUACGUGUGCAAGACCCGGACUAUUAUGGGGAUGACGGCUUCAGGGAGUAUCGGGAGCGCGAGUGGGUCAAACGGAGAAGCAGAAACAGCAGCCCUUCUCCCGAACGCCGUACUGUGAGGGAAGAAGAAAUCAUCGAAGAACGCAAAGAGGAGAUCAUCGAGGAAAAGCCGUAUCCACGACGAGGGAAGACACGCAUGCCAAAAAGACUGGUUCACACUAAAGUGCUGUUUGAUCUGGGCUAUCCGUACUAUGAAGAGGACGAACGAACGAUCAUAAUUGAAAAGGCGUUGGGUCCAGACAAUAUUGAUGAGAUCUUCAGCAAGAGCAAGGAAUAUCGCGAGAGAGAAGUGACAACCACUCGGCUCAUUGAAGCUCCGCCCUCUGUGGCACCCAGCAUCCGCGCGCCUAGCGUACAUGGGGGCGAAGUGAUAAUUGAGAAGACUGAGAAAAGAGAGGAGAUCAAGACUAUGCCACUAGCAGAAGCCCCCCGGUCUGUGCGCGAAUGGGAUGGCCUCUCGGUUCGGUCUCCAUCUCCAAAAUCCCACCGGUCACGGUCUCGAAGACGGUCACGCCGCGGAUCUUCCCCUGAAAUCGUAAAGGAGACCGUCGUGGAAAAGAAAGAAGUCAUCAAGGAGGUCUCUCCCGCACGGACGCAUCGAUCUCACACCACGCACCGCCGAGGGUCGUCCGUCAGUGAUGAAACGAUUAUCGAGCGAAGAAUUACUCGCGAAGAAAUCGAAGAUUCCAACUCGGUUCAUGUUGGUCCGCUCGCACUGGUAGUUGAUCGCAAGCCCCAACGCAGUGAACGCGAUAUCAAGGACGAAAUCCGCAGGCUAGAAGCUGAGAGGCGAGAGUUGAGGCGCGAGAGACGGUACGAGCGCGAAAGUGGAGAGAUCAUCAAGAUUGAACGGGUCCGUGACAGAUCUCCAUCACCUCGCGGAGAGGUCAUCAUUGAGAAACGAGGCGACGAGGUUCUAGAGGUCAAGAAGGAUCGGAGAGGUCGCUCACGCUCGGCUGCCCCCAGCCCGGCAAUCAUCAAGGCCAUGAUGGCUACUCUGACCUGA